AUGGGGAGGGAAAACAACCACCACCGCCAGACUGUGGCGCAAUCGUCCAUCGUUCUGUUGCAGGAGAGGUUCAGACAGCUGCAGAGAGUCAAAGCGAUGAGAGAAGAAAGAGAGCAGCUGAGAGCACGGUCUCAGGGCGAAAGGUCGAGCCCAGAUGCUGAUCAGUGUGUCCAGCCCAUGUGGUUUAACCAUGCUGAGCUGGUUCGUCCAUCAAUGCCUCUCCGUGGAACUCCAACCUGUUGGCUCGAUAACCGCGGUGAUCGCACAGACUUGCAGGCUCUGCAGACCUCACUGUCAAUAAACUUGUGGCCCAGCCAGGCCACUUCACGGCACCCAGUUACUUGCACCGAACAGGACGUUGACACCACGCUGCACUUGUAA
Molecule: messenger RNA, 381 nt
Organism: Zingiber officinale
Lineage: Eukaryota; Viridiplantae; Streptophyta; Magnoliopsida; Zingiberales; Zingiberaceae
Exons: 1
Coding region: 1-381 (126 amino acids)
Source: RefSeq, a predicted model, not a curated record